This is a messenger RNA of Penicillium vulpinum, 1005 nucleotides long. RefSeq lists its product as uncharacterized. The record is from RefSeq and is a predicted model, not a curated record. Gene Ontology annotation, biological process: regulation of transcription by RNA polymerase II. The transcript has 2 exons. Lineage: Eukaryota; Fungi; Ascomycota; Eurotiomycetes; Eurotiales; Aspergillaceae. Bases 1 to 1005 code for a protein of 334 amino acids. Gene Ontology annotation, cellular component: mediator complex. Gene Ontology annotation, molecular function: transcription coregulator activity.
AUGCCCAUCACAGGAGUGUACUUCAUCCCCUCAAACCCAAACGCCUCAACGGCCCUCCAAAUAGUAACAGAGCGUCUCCGUGCCGCCUUCCCAAAUGAAGAACUAACUCCAAUCGGUCGCUGGGGCCUGGAACAAAAGCUGCUCCGCGACACUCCAGGCCUGCUUCCUUCCUCAUCCUCAAAUAAAAAACCCCCAAACCCACGGUAUAUGCAAUUCCUCUCAUUAACCCACUACCCAACCCACGGCUUCAUCUACACAUCGGAGCCUGAGAAACCUGCACCAGAACCAAAUCAAAGCCAAAACCAAAGCUCACCAGGCGCUCCCGGCCCUGUCAAUGGCAUCGCGCCAGACCACUCCCCCUCCCCGCCAAUGGUCAUGACAACUAUUCCUCCCUCAUCAUACGGGACCCUCUUCCACCAUUUCACUUACGCUUGCCAGCCCUUUUGGUGCCACCGACUCACGUUAACUGUCCCGAACGGGAUCGUCUACGAGGUUGGUGACUUCCGCGUGCGUCUCGGCGACGUGAGACAGACGUUCCCGACGGCGCGGGUGCGUGGUACGGUUAUUGAGAUUGAGUGGCGUGGUCCGUCGGUUGUGGAGGCGAUCCCUCUAGAUCAGGAGGAUGGGUCAUUUAGUGCUGGUGUUGAUGCUGGCGCUGAUGGUGAUGUGGACGUUGAGACUGCGGGUAUCGACCUCGCUAGCUCUGCGAUUGAGGAGUCAGAUAUCGAUGCUGAGUAUGCGGCAACUGCGUCGCUGAUUCGGGAAUUUUGGGGGAGACUGGGUGUUGAGGCUCGGGAGGCGAUUCUUAUUCCGAAUGUUGGGAUGGAGGUUAAGAAUCGACUGAGAAGGUGGAAGAAGGCCGAGUCUGGGGUCGAUGCCAAGGUUGAUACCAUGGUUGAUGGGGCUGGCUCUGUGAUUGUUGAACGUGCUGAGGAAGAUCCUGAUCCAUGGUCUGGAACGGAUGUUGCGAGGCAGUUUAUGGAGGUUUUGAGGUUUAAUCGAUAG